This is a messenger RNA of Medicago truncatula (barrel medic), 1925 nucleotides long. Its product is annotated as probable glucuronoxylan glucuronosyltransferase IRX7. Gene Ontology annotation, molecular function: glycosyltransferase activity. Gene Ontology annotation, biological process: glucuronoxylan biosynthetic process. Bases 164 to 1561 code for a protein of 465 amino acids. The record is from RefSeq and is a predicted model, not a curated record. Lineage: Eukaryota; Viridiplantae; Streptophyta; Magnoliopsida; Fabales; Fabaceae. The transcript has 3 exons.
UUCUAACCCACACCUUUCCCUUCAUUUCCUUCCUGUCACUGUUUCUUAGCUUCUACUUCUAAGCCAUACCAGACCAAGAAAACACCUUCUCAACCUCUCAACAUCCUUCACCUUCAAUCUCUUUCCCUUCACCUUCUUAUAGUUUUUUUUUUCAAUCAAUGAAAUGGAUCAGAAUCACAAGAAAAAACCCUCAAAAAACAAAGGAUACUAUGUUAAAAUGAAACUCAUGCAUAAACAUGGUAUUAGACCUCAACAACAAGAAAAAAACCAUUUUCAUAAAUAUUACAAAUGGAUUCUUUGGCUUUCUCUUUCUCUCUAUUUCUUCACUUCUUACCUCAUUAGCAACAACAACAAUCACAACCACAACAACAACAUAAAACAUCAUCAAAUAACAUCAACAAUAAAAUCACUUUCUCAAUCCUUAUCCAUCAAAAAAACAACAUCAUCACCUCAAACACUUCAAAAAACUAGUUUGAAAAACUUGAAAAUAUUUGUGUAUGAUCUUCCACCAAAAUACAACAAAAACUGGCUUAAAAACCCAAGAUGCAAAACUCAUUUAUUUGCUUCAGAAGUUGCUAUUCAUAGAGCUUUAUUAACAAGUGAUGUAAGAACUUUUGACCCAUAUGAAGCUGAUUUUUUCUUUGUACCAGUUUACGUUUCUUGUAACUUCAGCACCGUUAAUGGCUUCCCAGCAAUUGGUCAUGCACGUUCAUUGAUUUCUUCAGCAGUGAAACUCAUCUCCACCGAGUACCCUUUCUGGAACCGUAGCACAGGAUCAGACCAUGUCUUCGUAGCUUCACAUGAUUUCGGUUCUUGUUUCCACACCCUGGAGGACGUGGCAAUGAAAGAUGGGGUACCUGAAAUUAUGAAGAAUUCAAUUGUGUUACAAACUUUUGGUGUUACUUAUGAUCAUCCUUGUCAGAAAGUUGAACAUGUUGUGAUACCACCGUUUGUUUCGCCGGAAAGUGUACGGAAUACGUUGGAGAAUUUUCCGGUGAACGGACGGCGAGAUAUUUGGGUUUUCUUUCGUGGGAAAAUGGAGGUUCAUCCUAAGAACGUUAGUGGAAGGUUUUACAGCAAGAAAGUGAGGACAGUGAUAUGGAAAAAAUUCAACGGUGACCGGAGGUUUUACCUACGGAGACAUAGGUUUGCCGGUUACCAGUCAGAAAUUGCACGUUCGGUGUUUUGUCUAUGUCCUUUAGGGUGGGCCCCAUGGAGUCCUAGACUGGUUGAAUCCGUUGCAUUAGGUUGUGUGCCGGUAAUCAUAGCAGACAGUAUCCGGUUACCAUUUUCCUCCGCCGUGAACUGGCCGGAGAUUUCAGUCACGGUGGCGGAGAAAGAUGUUUGGAGGCUGGGUGAGAUAUUAGAAAAAGUGGCUGCUACAAAUCUUAGCAUUAUUCAAAGAAAUUUGUGGGACCCACGUACAAGGAAAGCACUACUUUUCAAUAGUAGGGUCCAUGAAGGAGAUGCCACGUGGCAGGUCCUACAUUCUUUGAGUGAAAAGGUGGAUAGGUCUUAUAGGAGUUCAAGGGUUUCACGCCAAUUAGAAUUUGACACGUAAUGGGUAUGUAUUUGGUAUUAUUUUGAUUCUUCACACAGUAGAUUUUCACACACAUUGUGAUUAUUGCAUGGAGAAGAAUAAAUGAAAAAUUAGGAAAAUUAUUAGUGGUUUACAGCUGGAAAUUUUGUGGGUGAUGACAUUAAUGGGACCCACAGGAGUACUUCGAAGUAUAUUAAUGGUGACAUGGCUAGCAUUGAUUCGAUGUCCGUGCGGUUUGGAAAAGGAAAAGGAAAAGGAACUAUGAACUGAAUAGUUUGAGUAAUCAUCAUGCAAAUCUAAUGUAUGGUAGAUUUUGUAAAAUCAUUUUUGUUGUAAAUAAAUAUACUAUAGUGCUAUGAAUAUACAUAUACAUUUUUUGAAAUCA